Molecule: messenger RNA, 5883 nt
Organism: Synchytrium microbalum
Lineage: Eukaryota; Fungi; Chytridiomycota; Chytridiomycetes; Synchytriales; Synchytriaceae
Exons: 6
Coding region: 1-5883 (1960 amino acids)
Biological process (GO): protein K11-linked ubiquitination; anaphase-promoting complex-dependent catabolic process; metaphase/anaphase transition of mitotic cell cycle
Cellular component (GO): anaphase-promoting complex
Molecular function (GO): molecular adaptor activity
Source: RefSeq, a predicted model, not a curated record
AUGGAGAUUUCGAUUAUAGGAGGGUUCGAGGCGCAAGGUCGACGGUAUGCUAGAGCACAUCCUAUAGCUGGUCGUCACUUUACGGCUCCAUCUACCGCAAAGGACACGCCAAAGACAGCAGGAGCUUCAUCAGCGAUUGUUGAUGAAGAGGAAUGGUACCAUAUCACGCCUCAUAAAGACCCGGAACAUGGAGAUGAGGAACUGUAUAUAGUGGGAUCUACUGUCUUCUGGAUGAGAAGUGCCUCGCUCGUCAUGUCUGUCGACAUGCAAGCCAAAUUUGGAACUCAAACAAGAGUCACGCAUGCGCUCUUUGCUCGCUUUAAUCGGCCUGCGAAUGAGAAUAAUCGAUCGAAAUCUAUGACCAAAAAGCCAUUUAUGAAUGCUACUGAUGAUGUUGCUGGUUUGAGGUGGCAAGACGUGUCGCCUCCUCCCAAGCCAACACAUCCUAUGAAACCAACACCAACUACCGUCCGGGCUCUCAUUGUAGUCAUGCCUGAAACUCUAUGCAUAUACUUUGAAUCUGGUCGUGACUAUCUGAUACAUACGCCCUUCCAAAUGGAAUGGGUGUAUCCUCUCGAUUUGGGCGUCUUGAUUGCUCCAAGUCCUAUUAUAGGUACAGAGCCUACUCUAUAUACAUUACAUCAUGUAGAAGAUGAUGUUAGAGCUGUCGCAGUCACUACGGAAGAUUCCAUGUUUACCGACGAACGACAACUCUUUGUAAACAGGACGGAACGAGUAGUCACCACAAUCGAAACUACAACGUCACAUGGAUCACUGGUGUUGACGCAUGAUAAUACAACGUACCAGGUUACCUUAUACUCGUGUCAGAAAUUAGACUUGGUGAAGGAGGAGUACUACCCUGUUGAAGGUAGUGCUGACUCGGAAUCACGACGAGAAUCCAUAAUAUACUCCCGUAGAAGUACCUUAUCACGACGAACUUCCAUGAACCCCAUGAGACGUGAAUCUAGCAUAGAUUUGGAUGCUUUACAGGAACGAACGGAUUUACGUAGAACCACUAUGGACAUCGCACCCAUAAAACGUAAAAAGACGGGUGAAGAUUCUUUAAUCGAUGCAUAUGAAGACGAAGAUGACGAGGAAAUCUUGUCGAAACUAGUAUUGAGAAGUCGUAAACGUAUACCGACAAUCUCACUGACCAAAAUAUGGAGUGGCAGCUUUGAUAAGAGUAAGACCGUCUCUGAGGUCUUUCUAGCUCAUGACAUUCAGGGUCGAGAGCAACUAUUCAUAUGUCAGCCAGAUACCAAAAUGGUGUCUGUUUUGUCGUUGACAGAGUUGAAGAUCAUCACUAGUAUGCCAGCUCUUUCUGCUCAACCCAUCUUGUCAACACGAGUAGGACAAACGGAUGUAUUGAUACUUCAAGCCGAACGGAUGGUAUUAUGGACUGGCCGUCAACUGAUUCAGUGCAGUCUGCCUAUAAACUUUCAAGCUCUACUCCCAGAGACAGAAGGUAGCUCAUCGUCGAAACGUCGUCGAUCAUCCGCAGUUGAUAUGAGCUACCAAACCAACAAUAACAGCAAUUAUAGUAAUACGAGUAAAGCUAGUAGUAGUGGUAGCUCUAGUAAAGACAAGAGAUCGACCUUACGAUCACCAGCACGAGCAUCUCGAGUGGUCGGAUUGGCAGACUCUGCAGGAUACCAUGUAAAUAUGGUGUUAUCGAACGAUCAGAUAUUCCGAACCUCUCUAAACUUUACUCCCAACGCCGAGCUCGUCAUGGAUGCUUUAACGGCUAUGUCAUUUGCUCUACCAUCCACCAUAUUUGAUACCUUUCGAUCUCGAUUCUUGACGUAUCGAUUCCGACCCAAUAGAAAAAGAGCACUGGAUCAACAAGCUCAAGAAUGGCAAGACUUUGUAGUAGUCUUGUUUUCAUUCUGCCAUUCCAAACCUCAUCUCACUAAGCAGGUGCCAUCUCCCAAAGUAACGUCACCAUGGGAAGCAGUGCUGGCAUCAUCAGCACAUCAGCAAUGGUCUAGUGAUCCCAUAUUUAAAAGAGCACCUCCAAUAAUAGCUAUAGAUGAUUCUAAAGCAUCCAGUCAAAUGUCACAACUCUAUAAUGCUUCGAAAGAGUUGUACCUGUCACAUCAUACAGAACGUAGCAUUAUAGAGCACAUGAGCCAGGUGCUGAAUGCUCUGCAUGUUGUCUAUGAAGAUUUGAAAUUGAGUGUGCUGGAGCUAGAUAGUAUGUGUCGCAUGGGAAGUCUGUUGAUCCAGCUUGCUAGUUAUCUAGGAGCUGAUGAUUACGUGGACCAUUACAUACGUGAUGGUAUUCCCGCCCAAGAAACCUGCGUGUUCACAGUGACAUCAGGAAAAUCACCUCAGCUAUCACAGCAUCAGCCGAAGACUCCACCAUCGAUAUAUCACUGGCUCAUGUCGCGGAUGAAGAAUAAAUCGGAAGAGUUCCCAGUCCUGAAAACUGGUGCUGGUCUACUCAACCUUCAUCAUACACCAUGGCACCAAAAACCAUGUCAUCGUACUGAGAGUAUAUGUCAUGUAUAUAAUGCUCUCUUCACAACACCCCCAUCGCCGCCAAAUACGACAUCCGAUGAAGCCAUGGUGUCGGCAAUGGUGGAGAAAUCCAUGUCCUUAGCCCAUCUAGAUAUACUACCCUUUGGAAUCGCACUCCCAAUCCGUGAAGCCUUGAAACGAUGUCGUGCACAUCCACCUGGAUUAUGGAAUGCUCAAGCGCUUAUACUCGUUGGACGUGAAGAUGUCGCUGAACAGAUUUGUGGGGUCACUGUACCAUCGCUUCAUGUACAGCCUCCGAGACCUGAUGCUGAACCUGUCAAGGAUGUUCGAACUAUAACUGAAACUGUGACACCGUUUCGAAGACCAGAAGAUGAUGAUGGGACCAAGAUCGGCAACCAUCCAGUAAUCCAGCUUCUAUUCUCAAAAGAUGGUAGACUUGAAGUAGCUGGAAGUCUGUUGAGUUCGUUCAAGCCUGUUGUGAUUUCUGAAGAUGAAUUCCCAUUGACGCAAGUUGAUCGUGCUGCAGCAGCACAAAAAUUCAUGUCUGAAGAUCUAUCUCGAAAUGUAUGCUCACGUCCCGUCGGUCGAGCUAUAUAUGCUUUUGCAACCUCGCAACCUCAACUCCAAGAAUCUUAUCCCAUACCACCACUACGUAUUACAGCCAUCUUCGCACAUAGUGCCAAUCCCGAAACCUUUGAAGAGGUACAGCCACAUCAAGUGACGGAUUGGCCACUAUUCCACAAUGGAGUAGCGGCAGCUUUACGUAUCUCACCUCAAGCCGAAGGCAUUGAUGGACAUUGGAUUGUCUACAACAAGUCUAUAUAUAAUUUAGAUUCGUCUCAUGCUGGAUUCUUGCUUGGAAUGGGAUUGACUGGUCAUUUACGUAAAUUGGAUGCUACUCAGGCAUACAAUUAUAUGAAAGCCAAACAUGAAGCUAGUUCCAUCGGACUCUUGUUGGGAUUAUGUGCUUCAUAUGCAGGGACUGGUGAAAGUGUUGCUAAACGAUUGGUAGAAUUACAUGUACCUGGUCUCUUGCCAUCACAAUCUAGCUUAACUGGAUUGAAUUUCUCAUCACCAGUCAUCACCACGGCCAUUCUAGCUCUUGGAUAUCUGCACUCAGGAACCAUGACGAGACAAUAUGCUGAAAUCUUCUUGCAUGAAAUUGGACGUACAGAUAUCUCAGGUGAUCAACCACCUGCUGUUGCAGGUGGUGAAGGAUAUGCGUUAGCUUCUGGAGCUGCAUUAGGUUUAUUAGCCCUAGGUAAAGGAAAUGCAGCUGUAGGAUUGAGUGACAUGUACAUCCUCGAAACGCUACAACGAUAUGUCUUUGGUCGCGGUGCUGGUAAACCAGACUCACGUCGACUAUACGGUGUAUCAAUGGCAUCUGCACCACCUCCUGUAUUUGAUCCUAGUCAUACCAAUAUGGAUGUAUUCGAUACAGUCAUGACUCCACCAGCUAAUACAGAUAUGACGGCACCAGGAGCGCUAAUAGCCAUGACCUUCAUGUAUUUGAAAACCAAUGAUAUAUCCGUCGUGAACCGUAUCAUACUACCAUCCACACACCACAUGCUUGACUUCGUAAGACCCGAUCAUCUCGUAUUACGUGUAUUAGGUCGAGCAAUGAUUAUGUGGGAUGCCGUUCAGCCGACUCGAGAAUGGAUUGAUUCUCAAAUUCCUGAUAUACUGCUACGUCCAGUGACACAACAAGCUAUGGAUAUAGACAAGCUGAUUAAUGAUGGCGGUAGUGUUGAGGAUGAAUUCAUGAUGGGACAAGCACAAGAUGCAAAUACAGUUCGUCAAGCGUACUUUUGUACAUUGACUGGAGCUUGUUUAAGCUUGGGGAUAAGGUUUGCUGGAUCUGCUAAUCAGCAAGCUUUUGAGCUGCUUCAAGAGAAGUUUGAUUUCUUUUAUACGUUUCUGCUGAAGCCAGUCACUGGAUUUACAGACAAAUUAGAUCGAGCUGUAUGCAGAGCAUGUCUAGACACCGUUGCAGUAUCCAUGUCACUAGUAAUGGCUGGAACAGGAGACGCUAGAUGUCUGCAGCAACUAAAGAGACUGACGAGUCGAUACUCAACCGAUACAUAUGGUGAUCAUAUGGCUACCAAUAUGGCAUUGGGAUUCUUGUUCAUGGGUGGUGGGACCAUGACGCUUGGCACCACGAACUCCGCUAUAGCAUCCUUGAUCUUGUCUGUUUAUCCACGCUGGCCAAUGUCGAAGGAUGAUAAUAGGUGUCAUUUGCAGGCUUUUCGUCAUUUAUGGGUCUUGGCCGCUGAACCACGAUGUAUAGUACCUAUUGACGUGGAUUCGAAAAUACCAGUCUACGUCCCACUCACAAUAACCAUCAAAGAUCCAGCCAUAAACCACGGCAACGUGACAACCAUCAGCCCCAUAGCACCAUGCCUUUUACCAGACUUUGCACAUAUCCAAACCAUCACAGUCGAUUCUCCUCGAUACCUUAAGAUGACCUUAAAUCUAGCAGACAAUCCCGGCCACAUGGCGUCCGUAAAAUUACGUCGUACCUUGGUAGUAAAACGUAAAACAGGUCAUUUAUCAUACCAAGAAGAUCCACAUGGAUACCGUAGUAUACUAGCACGUCCAUUCCCGAAAAUGACUUCCCAGCCAUCUGACCGAGACAUGUUGGCACGACAAGAUGUUGUGACUUCAUUAUCGUCAGAUCCACAACUUGUCGCAUUCCUAAAUACCUUUUGCCGUGUAUCGCAACCGCAGCAUCCGGAAUCAGUACAAUUUGCAUCGUUUUGUACUGAUGUCUUGUAUGAAUGCUUGACACAGGAUAAACCAGAAGCGUUGACUGUGUAUAUGAAUAUCUUUAAUACGCUCAAUCAGCUGGGGAGUCUUGUAUCUUCAGAUCGAGGGCUUGUACGUGCCAUGAAUGAAUUCUGGAACUUGAAAUUGGUGGUAUGGUACUAUCAGGCUAUUGAUAAAAGUAGAAGUGACGACCGGCAGGAUGAUGGUUCUGCUAAUGAUGACGAUGGUCGGAUGAUUAAAUCAUCAUUUAUGGAUCAAGUGACAUUCCACCUCUCAAAACACUUUGACUUUGAUCAUAGAGCCAAUACCUCUGCACCAGCCCCAACAUCAUCACUCAUCUUGUCUCAAUCAACCAAUUUGAAGCAACAAAAUUAUAAAGACGCAACCCAAAUAUUUGACGACUAUGUACGUGAUGGACGUGUUGGACGAGGUUUGGCAUGGCAGACGGUACUUUCUUAUCUCGUGUAUGCUGACGUGAUGGCGCCUAGUGAUAUCAAGACCUUGGUAUCUGAGGUGCGUGGUGGUGCAGCAGGAAGGAACAAUACGGAUUUGAUGUCUGUGUUGCUACCGUUACUGGUUAAAUAUCCCUCAUGUAAAUAUGAUGUCAUGAGACGUAUUGUACAGGCUUUGCAAUAG